This is a messenger RNA of Drosophila eugracilis, 462 nucleotides long. Its product is annotated as kunitz-type serine protease inhibitor B6. Gene Ontology annotation, molecular function: serine-type endopeptidase inhibitor activity. The coding region runs from base 42 to 422 and encodes 126 amino acids. The record is from RefSeq and is a predicted model, not a curated record. The transcript has 2 exons. NCBI's taxonomy places the organism in Eukaryota, Metazoa, Arthropoda, Insecta, Diptera, Drosophilidae.
CACUUCUGCAUUCAUUCAAUUGGAUUCAACAAAAGACCACCAUGUUUCGCCUAAGUUUAUUAGCCAUUUUAUUCCUUGGUCUGACCGUUGUAAUCCUUUCUUACGAAAUGGACUCACUCUCUUUACAGGAGCGGUACGACAGGGAGCGGUUCAAUAUAAGCAAAAAAAUUUGUCUUCAAACUUCGGAAUAUGGAAAGUGCAAAGGGCGCCGGAAAAUGUGGUACUACAAUGUCAACAAAUUCAAGUGUCAAAAGUUUACCUACUCCAAUUGCGGUGGCAAUGGAAAUCUUUUCUAUACCAACGAAAGUUGCACGAACUUCUGUAAUUAUAACUGGAAGACGGGUCAUAAGAUAGGACAUCAAAGUAAGGACGCUGCAAAAAGUAAGGCUGCAAAAUCAUCAAAAGAUCAAAAGAAAAUUUGAAUAAUUUUAAUAAAAAUGUAAAAUUUAACUAACAACCCAA